Molecule: messenger RNA, 411 nt
Organism: Cooperia oncophora
Lineage: Eukaryota; Metazoa; Nematoda; Chromadorea; Rhabditida; Trichostrongylidae
Source: the annotation of a GenBank genome assembly
AUGUUUCAGCACUUAAACUGUCGAGUACUUCCAGGUGAAGUGCCCUUGUGGCCAUGCAGGAGAAGAGGCAAAUCCACCUUUUGGAUAUUCCCUCGGUACUUCGAACCUGGAAAGGACCUGCCAGAUCGACACCUACAUGAUCGAAUGGACGUGAUGGAAUGGUGCGACCUUUUGGCAGCGCUGGGCUGUCCGGGUAAAAGUGGAAGUAUGAUCGGAUUGACAGUAUCGAUGGGCAAAUUUGAACUUUGUAGGCGGCCGCUGCACCGCAAAAUGCCAUCCUUGUCUGGGCAGCCUUCACGUCGGCCGUUGUUACUACUGACGAGUGGGACGCUCGCGCCACUGCAUAUUUCUGACAAUUCCGGUAUUUCGUUUAAUAGCCUCGUUUGUUUUCUUGUGCACUUGAUUGUUUGA